Messenger RNA from Eptesicus fuscus (big brown bat), 818 nucleotides. It is a transcript of the gene S100A3, whose product is annotated as S100 calcium binding protein A3. The record is from RefSeq and is a predicted model, not a curated record. NCBI's taxonomy places the organism in Eukaryota, Metazoa, Chordata, Mammalia, Chiroptera, Vespertilionidae. The transcript is spliced from 2 exons. The coding region runs from base 68 to 475 and encodes 135 amino acids. Gene Ontology annotation, cellular component: cytoplasm. Gene Ontology annotation, molecular function: transition metal ion binding.
GGGGAAGCAUGUUCCCAGGACGUGACUCGGCCUACGCCCUGAGUUCAGCUGAUGAAUAAUUAAGGAAAUGCCCAGGUGCUUCCCAGGUGGCCCUCUACAGUCAUGGAAACGUGGAGGGCAGAGGUGCAGGGCGGUGACCUGGGCCUCUGCUUGUUCUGUGACAGUGAGGAUGGCUAGGCCUCUGGAGCAGGCGGUGGCUGCGAUCGUGUGCACCUUCCAGGAAUAUGCGGGGCGCUGUGGGGACAAGCACAAGCUCUGCCAGGCAGAGCUCAAGGAGCUGCUGCAGAAGGAGCUGCCCACCUGGAUGCCGACGGAGUUGCGGGAGUGUGACUACAAUAAAUUCAUGAGUCUUCUGGACACCAACAAGGAUUGCGAGGUGGACUUUGUGGAGUACGUGCGUUCCCUUGCCUGCCUCUGCACCUACUGCCAUGACUACUUCAAGGACUGUUCCCCGGAGCCCCCCUGCUCCCAGUAGCCUCUGCUCCAUCUCUGCCCUGAGGUGGUCCUGGGCAUGACACCCACGCACUCCUCCCCUCUCUCCUGCACCCUCUCCAUCAGGAGAUUCCUAGAUUUGCCCCUGAUAUCUUAACCCGUUUUGCCCACGGUGGGGGGAGGGGUGGGCACAUGAAGGGACCUGUUCCCAGGAUCACAGCUGGUGAUAUGGAGAGCAGCCACCCGCGGCCUCCCUACAGAGGCCCCAGAUGGGGGGAGGUGGGGAUCUGCUUUGAGGCUGUCCAGGCCGGGCAGAGUGUGUGCAUGAAUGAAACCACAACAGGAACAGGCCUGCUGAACGCCUAAUAAAGAACUGGUGUCAUUUG